CACCGCUCGCCAGGGACGGAGAACCGAUAGUAGUCGAUAGGCGGACAGAGAACCAGAUGAUUGGCCUCGCAAUAAUGUAAAAAAUAAAUAAUUAUCUGUUUCCAAAUAAUCCAAAUUCCAAAUUCCUUGCACUACGAUCUGCCGUGCGUGUGUCUGUCGCCGUGAGUGUGUGCGGGCAGUUUCGUUUCGCGCCCCCCCUAGCGAGCACAGCUGAAAAUUAAUCAGGAAAGCAAAAAAGAAAAAUCCCCCAAACUGAAAAUCGAGUGAAAGUUUUCUCAUCGCCUUUGUUUUGUAAUUGUGAUUGUGAUUUUCCUGCCUGCUGCCAGCGCUCAUUACUGGCAAUAUUGGAUCGACGUCGAUAUAGUGUCGCUGCUGCGGGCGCGGGUGGCCGACGGCGCAUAUAGCAAAUACACCUUAUAGCUACUAUAGCUAUACUCGCGGGCCCUAUUGUGAUUGUUAUAUAUUUAAAUCGACUCGAUUCGAAUCAAAUCGAAUCGCUGUCGUGGUCGCAGUCGCAGUCGCGUUUUCUGAGACUGCUGCAAAAGGCCUUGCGAUUUUCUGCGCCAGGUACUGUGGGGAAGACGUCGAAGUGGUGUGGUGGAGAGGGGCGGUUGUGGGAUUUGAAUGGGAUGGCACGGGGCGAAUCCCAAUAAGAAACUAGCGCGAAAACUGACAUACCAGUGUACAUACGUGCAUGCAUACGUACAUCGCACGCGACACAUGCCAUACAUACACAAGCGAAUUAUAAUGGCAACAAACAAUUGCAAGCGACCCAGCAGUACCACUACCACCACCACCUCCACCACUACCACCACCACCACUACUACCAAUACCAGACCCUAUCCAAUCCCAUCCCGUCCCAUCAAAUCCAUUCCAAUCCAAUCCCAGGGACCGAGAACCCGAAGGCUGACUGUGACGCCAGUGGGGGAAAUGGAGCCAAGGCAGACGUACAUAUCCGUGGAUGUAUCUGCGAAUUAUGUCUCAGGGUCAAGGACACGGCUUCUGCCUCGCUAACCGUUGUUUGACCUUAUUAACGAGUCGGAAAUUGUGGAUUCGCCCACCGUAGAUGGGGACACCCUUUCUGUACGCUUAUAUAUGGUAUAGUAUCUUAGAUGAUUCCUUGGUAGGUAGUUGACACGCAACUACGCAGUGAUAUAGUCUUUGUACUUUGCAAAAUAAGUCAAGCUUUCAGACAAUCUUUAUCGCAACAUCGCAUCAACUCAAAUUUCGUUUCCAGACGUCCAAGCCGCUGCUCAACGAGAAAAUCUUCCGUGUGAGUCCAGCCCAGGAGAGCUGCACCGUUGCAGAGGAGGCGGCUGCCGUCGAAGUGGCCGUAAUGUCGCCCACACCCUCGUCCACGUGUUACUCGCUCCAGCCGCAGAACCAGGCACGGCAGAGCAACGUGGCGGACAGCAAAAAGUGGCCCUGCAAGGUGUGCACCUAUCUCAAUUGGCCGCGGAGCUUGCGGUGCGUCCAGUGCUGCACGAAGCGCGGCGGAGAGACCAUAGAGCGUGGCAACAAGGACAUGGAUAACGAGGCAGACGCGGAUCGGGCAGGAGAGGCGCUGCAAGCCCUUCGCAUCAGCGGCUCGGAGGAAAACCUAGCCAAUAAGCCAGGACAGCUCAUCGGCGCCACGGCCUCCAAUCUGGCCGAAAACUGGCCGAGGAGCAUCAAGUGCUCCAUGUGUGGCAAGACGAGGGAGCGGAAGAUUAGUGGGUCGCAGAACGACCGCAGCAGCCAAACGUGGAUACCGUCAGCGUCAAUAACUCGUUCAAUAAGAAGCACAUUUACCAACUGGGUUCCUCGGAAACCAUCAACAACUGUGAUACGCUGCAAGAGCGGCAGGAGCGCCGCCAGCGUCAAAUCCGACGACAGGUGGACUGGCAGUGGCUGAAUGCCUGCCUGGGCGUCGU
Drosophila erecta is the source of this 1913-nucleotide messenger RNA. Its product is annotated as ubiquitin thioesterase trabid-like. Bases 1337 to 1894 code for a protein of 185 amino acids. The transcript is spliced from 4 exons. NCBI's taxonomy places the organism in Eukaryota, Metazoa, Arthropoda, Insecta, Diptera, Drosophilidae. The record is from RefSeq and is a predicted model, not a curated record.